Molecule: messenger RNA, 2793 nt
Organism: Marmota monax (woodchuck)
Lineage: Eukaryota; Metazoa; Chordata; Mammalia; Rodentia; Sciuridae
Product: adenylate kinase isoenzyme 1-like
Exons: 4
Coding region: 1333-1941 (202 amino acids)
Biological process (GO): nucleoside triphosphate biosynthetic process
Cellular component (GO): cytosol; cytoplasm
Molecular function (GO): AMP kinase activity; ATP binding
Source: RefSeq, a predicted model, not a curated record
AGCAACCAAGGCUCGCCUGGUCGGUCAGGCAGCAGCCAGGCUCUGCUUGGGACUGUUGAGGGCUCAUUUCCUCCCCCUGCCCCGGUGUGUAAGGGGAAUCUCCAGCAUCCGGCAAAGUAAUCGGGGGCAGGGAGGGCCUUGUGACGUAGAGCAGAGCCCAGAGGGGUCAGCGAGUGGGUGGGGAUGGGGUGCGACAACCCCAAGGGAUGCUGGCAGGAUGGGUUUGUACAAGUCCAAGCUGCCCCAGAUGGCCAGGCCGUUGAGGCCCCAGGAGAAGGGUAAUAUCGCGGGGGUAGCUGGGUUACUGGGGCGGGGGCGGGGGGGAAGGAGACUAGAGGGCAGAAGAGAGGUGCAGGUUCCCCGCCAUCCCGUGUGUACACCCCUCCCAGUCACGGCAGUAACAAAGCUGCACAUCUUCCCAGUCAUUCACUCACUGAGCCAUUUCGGAAAUAGUGUGCCUUCUGAGUUCUGGGCCCUCAAGGUUAAACCAGUUAUUUGUCUCCUUGGAGAUUACAAUGUAGCAGAAGAGACAGACUCAGAAAAAUGGAAUCUACACCCAAGGAGGCAACAGGGGAAGCACUGUGAGGCUCUGAUGGCAGAGGGAAAAGGGGUAAUUUCAACUGGGCACUGAGGGAUGCAUAGGAGUUGGCUAAGCAAAGGGGUAGGGAAGCAAGACACAAAAAUGAACCAUAAACCACUGACUGGACAUUCAUUUAUUCCCCAUCCACUACUAGAUGCCAGGAACCAUGACAAUUGGUGGGAACAUAGGGAUGGGUGAGACAAACGGCCCUUGCCCUCCUGGAGUACAGAGGCUGGCUAGGGACACAAAACCAAGUACAUGACAGGGAAAGACAUGACUGGGUUUCUAAGACAGAGAAGUCUCUUUAGACAGGCAUCAGGGAAGACCUGAUGAUUACGCUAUGACCAGAGGAAAUUGAGAUAGGCAGAGAUUUUCCUGGUGGAGGGAACAGCAAGGAGAAAUGAAUUUGGCAAGUUCAGGAACAAAUACAAGGACACUAGGCACAUAGCAUGGCACGAGUCUGAAGGCAUAGGUGAAUUCCUGCCCCUCUCUGAGCCUCAGUUUCCUCAAUUGUAAAAACGGAACGCUUCCCCAAGAUGCCGUGCACCCAGGGCCUUGCCUGUGUAGGCCCAGAUCCUCACUCCUGCAUGGCUGCACAGCACUCCUAGACGAACCACUGGGAACAGACAUGUGCCCCCAAGGCUCCCCUAUGCCAAAAGAGGCUAUGCCCCGAGAUCUGUGUCAUCCAAAGGCACACACUAGCUUGAGGACACAAGCCCAUCGGUGCCAGCUGGUCCCUGCAGGCACUCACCAUGUUGCUCCUCCUCCUCCUGGGCACCACAGACAUCCUCAAGUCUUCCUUGAUCAUCUUUGUGGUGGGUGGCCCAGGCUGUGGCAAAGAGACACAGUGCAAGAACAUGGCCACUAAGUAUGGCUUCUGCCAUGUGGGGCUGGGUCAGCUGCUGUGGCAGGAGGCCCAGAAAAGCACCCAUCGGGGCCGACAGAUCCGUGACAUGAUGCUGCAGGGACUUCUGGUACCCUCGGGCCUCAUCCUAGACAUGAUCAGCAAGAAUAUGUUGUCCCACCCAGAGAGCCGGGGCUUCCUCAUUGAUGGCUUUCCCCGGGAGCUGAAGCAGGCCAAGGAGUUUGAGCGCAUCGUGGGUCGGGCUCCCGACAUUGUCAUCGCGUUUGACUGUUCCAUGCAGACCAUGGUCCAGCGGGUGCUGCACCGGGGCCAGGUGGAGCACAGGGCAGAAGACUGUGAAGUGGUCAUGUUCCGUCACCUGGCAACCUAUUACACCUUGUGCGAGCCUGUCUUGACCUUCUACCAACAGAAGAAACUGCUGCGAAAUAUAUCGGCAGAAGAAGCUCCAGAGAACAUUUUUGCCAAGUGUUGCUCUGUCAUUGAAAGUCUGUGGUGAGCCAGGAGGGGCUGGGGGCUUGGGCUUGCCCCCAUCCCAGAGCCUGUACAGGACUCAAGAGGGGUGUGGCGCCUGAGACAUCUACCAGGGACCCAGGUAGCCAUGCCCUGAGCAAAUCCUCCCCCCCAGGCCCUUUCAGUGGGGGUAGGUAGGUACCCAUCAUAUCUGGUCAAGGGUGAGCUCCUGCUUGGUGUGGUCAGCCUGGCCAGUGGACCCAGGCCAUUACAUUUUGAUUAUGAAACCUGAUUUGUGUAUGUUAGUAUUCAACCAUAACCUCAGACCUGCCAGCUGUCCGCCUUGGGCCAGAUAGGUUGAGUGGUUCCUGGUGCCCUCUGCCAUCCAGGUGCCUCAGUGAGCAGUGGCACAAGCCAGAACUCCACCCCAGGCUCUGUCAGAACAGAUCAAAGCCAGGCCCAGGACAAGCUGGGCCACUCCUGUGAGACACAGGCACAGCCCAAGACCUUGUAGUGAUGGUUGCAUCCAUGGGAACACUCGUCCCUGGAGGGUGCUUUGGUCCCCAAGUUCCCAGAGGGAAAAACAGGGACAGAAGACUGCCCUGCUAGGACUCAGCCACUGUCCCCUUUCCAUAGGUGAAGGGCAGUCUUUGGGGACCAUACCCCACUCCCUUGGGUUAAACCUUGUUUCUCCUCAAACAUAACUGCAGUCGACAUGCAGUUUUUUCUUUUUAACAAAAAGCAGUUUAUUUAACAAAAAGAAAAAAAGGGAAGGGGAUAAGAAAGCACAGUGCACCUGCAAAAAACUAUUUUAUAUUUUGGUUUUCUUAAAAAAACACACAACACAAAGCUUGUAAUUUCCAAUCACCAUUUCCAUUUUUUUUUUUAAACAUCUAUA